CCUCCAGGAGAGCCCGGACCUCAAGGUCCACCAGGACCUCCUGGUCAACCAGGAAGCGAUGGAGCUCCGGGACAACCAGGACCAAAGGGCCCCAACGGUCCAGAUGGCCCGCCUGGAGCCGAUGGAAAUCCAGGAGCCCCCGGGCCUGCUGGACCUCCUGGACAACCGGGAGAACGUGGUAUAUGUCCGAAGUACUGUGCAAUCGAUGGAGGUGUCUUCUUUGAAGAUGGAACUCGACGUUAACUUUGUCGCUUAUAAUCAAGAAACAAAACAUAUUCUCACUCGUAGAAUAAAUGUUCAUCGACUCGGUCUCACACAUUAUUGGUAAUA
This is a messenger RNA of Strongylus vulgaris, 330 nucleotides long. NCBI's taxonomy places the organism in Eukaryota, Metazoa, Nematoda, Chromadorea, Rhabditida, Strongylidae. The record is from the annotation of a GenBank genome assembly.